AUGAAAAACUGGCAAAAGUUAGAUGAUAAACGUAUUAAAUAUAUAUAUCAGUUGAAAAAUUUAAACUCAGAACUGGCGUCAUUUGAAAGCUUAAUUAAAGAGAACCAAAAAGAACUUAAACAGGCAGAACAACAGCAGCAAGAACAAAAUCGAUUAUUAGAGAAUUUCAUCAGAUUAAAUCGAGAUUUAGAAAAUAGUUUGACUCUAAAGGCUGAUGAAUGUGAACAACUCCAACAACAAAAAGAAGACGCCAGGGAGGAAGUAAAUCAAGCUAUUAAUGCACAAAAACAAGCUGAACAAUUGCUAGCACAAUUACAAAAUGAAGAACGUGAAUUAAUAAAUCAAGAAGCACAAGCUAAGAGAGAAGAACAGGAUGCACUCCAACAACAAAAUAAUGCUCAACAUGAAGUGAACAUUGCAGAACAAAAAGUUCAGCAGGCUAAAGCAAAACUAGACGAAAAAGAACAUAAGCUUAACAGCUGUCAAGUACAUAAGUUUUUAUUUUGGAAAUUUGGAGAAGAGGAAAAAAGAGAAAGACAACAAGCUGUUAAUGAUGUCAGGCAUGAACUGGAACAAGCAGAACAAAAACUGGAAAACAAAAAGAAAAUCUUAUCAGAUAAUAAACAAAAAUACCAUACGGCUCAAAAUAGAACUGUUGAUUUGAGUAACCGAUUGAAGCAAAAAAUAGAAGACCGCGUCAAACAAGAUCAACAAUUAACGGUUAUAGUAAAUGAUGUCGCCAGAUGUAGGAGUAAACUUGAUAGUAAAUCUGCUCAACAUCGAGAUGCAACAGUGGAAUAUAAGAAGCUCGAAAUUGAAAAGAAAAGUACAGAGAGCAAAAUGGAAGAUACUCGUGCGAAAAUAGUUACACUGACUAGUGAAAUAGAUAAAUAUCGGCAAGAUCUAGCUGAGAAUCAAUCACUGAAAAAGAAAAAGUCAGAAGAAAUAGAAACAAUGACAGAAACAAUCAAGAACCAUAAAGAAGCUAUGGAAGAACAUCAAGAAUUGAUAGCUUCCAAUCAAAAGAAGCUCACUGAUAAUGCAAGUGAUCUUACAGUAAAACAAACAAAUCUUCAAAUAACGAAAAAAAAAUUCCAAGAUUUAAAACAGUCACUUUCUGAUAAAGAAAGCAACGAAAAAUCCAAACGGCUUGAAAUCAAAAAUGAACAAAAUAUGCUCGAAACAAAUGAAAAAAGUGUAGAAGAAUUAAAAAAAGAAAUUGCGGAAAAGCGUAAUCAAGUGGAAAUAAAAGCACAGCGGUUCGCAGGUAAUAAAACUGAGCUAGCUCGACUUGAAGCGAGUUUAAAAGAUUUACAAAAAGAAAAAGAAAAGCAUGAACAAGAUUUGAGUGACUCUAAAAACAAAUUAGAAAAAAACAAUAUAUUGUUGAGAGAAAAAAAUGCAGCUGUUGAACAACAAAUAAUUAAAUUGGAGUCUCUUACCGAAAAAUUAUCUUUAUUAGAAGCACAAGAAAGGAAGCUAGGAAAUGAAAUAGAAUAUUUACAAGAAAAAAUUGCCCGUAAAGACCGCGAAAUGGAACGAAACAAUAAGAAUAUUGAAAAUAUUCAGAAAAAGAUACGAGAUUUGCAUUCAGAAAAGCAACAACUUCAAGCAACCAUGACUACAUCUCAGGAAAAAAUACGAUUUCUUAAUGAAGAUAUAAAGCAAAAUCAUAAUGCGAUGAUUGAAAAAGAAGAAAAAUGUACUCAUGUAAAGGAAGAUCUACAACGUUCACUGAAACAUAUGCAAAGUCAUGAAGACGUACGUAAACAAGGGUUCGAUAGAGUUAUACAAUGCGAACGGGCCCUAACCGAUAUCCAUAAAAAUUACUAUGAUUUUUAUUAUGAAAUUCAAGAAAAAACGAACGAAAUUCUCAAACAAGAUUUACAGCAUCGGCCAGAUGCGGUGGAGCGCAUAAAAUCCAAUUAUUAUUCAGACAGUAAUACACAGCCUAUUACAAAGCCAAAAUUAUGGCAAAAUUAA
Molecule: messenger RNA, 1983 nt
Organism: Rotaria sp. Silwood2
Lineage: Eukaryota; Metazoa; Rotifera; Eurotatoria; Philodinida; Philodinidae
Source: the annotation of a GenBank genome assembly